Molecule: messenger RNA, 4656 nt
Organism: Naegleria fowleri
Lineage: Eukaryota; Heterolobosea; Eutetramitea; Acrasida; Naegleriidae
Exons: 1
Coding region: 1-4656 (1551 amino acids)
Biological process (GO): lipid transport
Molecular function (GO): lipid carrier activity
Source: RefSeq, a predicted model, not a curated record
AUGGUGCGACACAUCGGCCAGUCUUCAUCAUCCACUUUUGUUGUUGGUGCUGUCUUUCUCGCACUGUUUUUGCUGUUGACACUUGCGGUUGUAGAAUCCAAGAAGUCAUCGUCAUCUUCUCCCAGAAACAAUGUACAUCGUAAAUACGUCGAUGUAGAUGCCAUCAUGCAUGCUGCCAAACAAAAAGUUUCAACUAGCAACAACAAGAAGAAGAAGAACAAUAACUAUGUCAAGGUCAACUGUCCUCCGGGAAAAUCCCUUCUCUAUCGCUUCAGAGCUACCACAUUGAUUGGCAAUAGAGGUCUCGUGAAUUCUCGCAAGGGUACAGCUGGUAAUGCCGAGACUUUGAUGUACGGUAAAAUGAUUUUAACUUGCCCUUCCCAAAGUACCACCAAGAAGGCUUUGCAAAUAUCCGGACAAGACUCAGAUCGUAAAAAGAAUGUCGUUCUUGUUACCUUCUUGAAUGGAUUCUUUGCUCAAUAUCAAGGAAGAUCUCGUGGAUUGAGUGGACGUAAAUAUCGUCGCUUGAUGACCUCCACGGACAUUACCAAAGAAUUGAAUCAAUAUCCCAUGUUGUUUGUUCAAUCAACGAGUGGUCAUAUUCAAAGCUUGGUGUUCAGACAAUCCGAGAGUCGUUACAUGAGAGCCAUCAAGAAGGGUCUCCUUCGUUUGCUCACCACUGAAACCCGUAAGAAGGCUCGUUCUCAAACCGAUGGUUUUGGAGGAAAAUACUACAAGAACUACGAGAAGAGAUUCACUCGUGGCAAGUUUACCAAGACUCGUCGUUCCUUACGUAUCUACCAACGAUUCUCUCACGAUGACUUUAUCUCAACCAUGCCAGUCUCAAAGAGACACUUACACUAUGAUGCCUCUCAUUUGGUGAGAGUUUCAUUGAAAAAGCACGUUCCAACUCAUGCCAGUAUGAAGAUCAAGUUAACCUUUGGUCCAUCCAGCGAUAUCCCUCGACACUAUGCUUUUGAAGCCUUUGAGAAGUUAACCAAGGAGUCAAAGAGAGACAAGAAUCCAGAACCUCACUCUGCUAGUGAGUUGGAGACUCUAUUCAUUGGUAGUAUCAACUUGGAAGAGAUUAGAAAAACCAGAGGUAGUUUCGAUGGAAAGAUUCAAGAAACCAUCGUGAAUUUGGAAAAGAAUGGACGUGGUGCCAAGUUGGGUUCUGAGUUUGCGUUCGAAAAUUCAUUCAGCGUGAACAAGUUUGAUCGAAAGGCAACCUUGUCAUUGAAAAGAAAACAAUUCUCUCCAAGAUUCUUCCGUACUUUGUUGAAUGGUGUCAAACAAGACCCAUCUCUUUCGAGAGAAUCAAAUCAAGUGUUGACCGCUCUUGCCAAGUACAGCAAAUUACAUCCAAUCAAGAGUGCUGAUAUUUUGUUGGCUGAAAUCUCAAAAGGUAUCAAGACUUUGAAUACCAACAAGUUGGAUAGGACUUCCAAGACUGCUCUCAAAAAUUACUUGGAAAGUAUUCAAAACUUGUGUGCCACUGUCAAGUCCUCUCGUGUCCAAGAAAAGUUGAUUCAAUUAUCAACCAUGCAUCCUUACUUGACUAGUAACUACGUUUAUGCUUCUAUUGUGAUUGCCUAUCCAACUGAAUCCGUCUUUAGUUUAUUGAAGACUUUGAAAUCACAAGGUAUUAAGGCAUUUGCUCGUGGUGGAUCCAAGAAGUACAAGAUUGAUGAUGACUACAACAACGAAGUCAAGGAGAAUGCAUUCAUGGCUUAUGCUGACCUUGCCAAUAGAUUGAGGGAUGUUCGUUUGCAAAGAAUGAUUGUCAAGGAAAUUGUCACAAGAAUUGGUAAAUCAAAAGACCUUACCGAACUCACUACCAAUUUCCAUGCAUUGAACAAUGCUGGUAAAGGUGUUCAAGUUGAAAUCUUGUACAUGUUCUUGGCUGAUGAUCGUGUUCCUGACUCGAUCAAGGUCUUGAUUGUUGAAAACUUGAAGAAACGUUUGAGGGAUGAGAAGAGUGUCGACGAUAUGAUUCAUGAAAUUUUGGGAUCGACUGGUUAUAGCCCACUGGUCAAGGCCUCACUCAUCAAUGCUCAAAGUGAAAGAGAACUACAUUUGAGAAGAGGUACCUCCAUUAAACAUGUCUACCGUGUUCACAAGAGAAGCAAGAAUGAAGAAAUUAGUACAGCUGCAAAGAAUUACCUCUACACUUGUGGCACCCAUGAGUCUGGUGAAGCUCUUGCCAAAGCCAUGGGAUUGAAACGAAAGAAACAACGUAACAAUCGUCGCCGUAGAUCCUCUCUCACAUAUGGACUUGUUGGAAGAUCUUUAUUAUCACAUGAAGAUCUUGAAUUGUUGGACAACUUUGAAAGUAUGGAACAAAAGAACGUUCUUUUCAUUAGAUUCUUCAGACGUAUUGGAAAUGCCUUCAGAAGAGCUUUCCAAAGAGUCGGCCAUGCGUUCCGAAGAGUCGGCCAUGCUUUCCGAAAAGUGGGUAGUCAUUUGCGUCAAAUUGCUCAUCGUGUCGGAAGGGGUAUUGUAAGAAUUGCCAAGACCGUUGCUAAGGGUGUGGUUAAGGCAGUCAAUUGGCUCAAGGACAAAAUUCUUGCUGCGAUCAAUGCUGUCAAGAAGAUUGUGGAAAAGAUCAAGUAUUACUUUAGUGCUGCCAAGUUUGAAAAUCAAAAGGCAUGCAUGCAAGUCAGUGUUAAUCCAAACGAUCAAUUGUGUUUGUAUCAAUCCAACAUGAUUAACUUUGUCAGAAAGCAAGGUGACUUGUCCACUAUCAAGAAGGCCAAACAUUUUAGUUUUGAAAAGUUGUUAGGUACCAAUGCAGUUCACAUGUACUUGGGAUUCCUUGUAUAUGCAGGUGCUACUUUCGAAUGCUCUACAGAACGAACUAGUUUUGACUUUGUCUUGAUUGCAAAGGCCAACAUGUAUGCCAAAUUAUUCAAGAAACAAUUCAUUGUGAUUGAUGCAGCUGGUGAAUUGACAAAGAGACCAGAUGAACCAAUCAAUGAUAAUAUUUUCGUUAAGGUCUUUGAAACCACUUUCAUCAACAAGAGAUUCGUUCCAGAUCGUAUUCGUGAAAUUAUUGAAGCAUGUUUCUCUGAAACUAAACCUUUGGUUGAGAAGCGAUUCCCUAAGCUUAUUGAUUGGAGUUAUCAAUUCCAAAUUGGUCCAGUUCCUGUCCACUUUAACUUUAACGUUGGUCUUAACAUGGGAGUUGAACUUAGAUAUGGUGUUUGUGUGGAAAGAUUGGAAGCUUCAGUUUCAGUAGAGCCAUACAUUUCUUUGAGUGUGACUGGAAGUGCCAAUGUAGGAAUUCCUGUUGCCAAAGUUGGAGUUUAUUUGAGGGCCACCAUCACAUAUAGAAUCAUUCCUCGUUUGGCAUUUGAGAAGUGUAAUUUGUGUGCCAUGUUGCAACACAAACUUGACGGAAUUGAAUUCAGUGUUGGUCUGACCGCUUCCUUAAUGAAAUGGUCGAAAGAGUGGAGUUUCUUUAGAACUCAAACAAAGGCCUUUGUCAAGACUCUCUUCGAAAAGUGCAUUGGAGCUGGUGGUUACAAGCCAUCUGAUAAUGAUUCAAAGAAACUUGAACUCUCCAAGACACCUGUCAACAAUGACCAACAACAGCAACAAGAAAGUAACGCACAACAACCACAACAACAAGGUGGGGAAACACAACAGAGUCCAAAUGCUCCACCAACCAAUCCACCAGGUUAUCAAGAACCAGAUCCAGGCGUGACCAAUGGAAAGGUCGACUCUCCACAAGAAUUGACCAAAGUUGCUCAAGAAAAGGGACUUGGAAAUUGGGUUAAGAAGACCACUAAAUACAAGCCACUCUUUGGUCCUCAUGCUUUAAGAAUUCCACUCAAUGGAAAUUCAAUUGUUCCACCAAAACCAGGCAGACAAACACUCAAAGCUCCAGUCACUGUUCAACAAGAAAAGGUUUGGUCCAGUGAAUUCUUGACGAAACACGUACCAAAAGAAGUCAUUGCUAAUGUCGGUAUUGAGAAACUUCGUCACUUGCCAUCUGAAUACUUCCACCUCAAGAUGGAGGAUAGAGCCAAGAUUCCAAACACUAUCUUGGACUUGCCACCUAAAGAUUUCAAACGUUUCAUUGCACACUUGCCAUCUAGAUACAAUAAGGACACCAGCCUUGUCAUUCCUGAAAAUGCCUAUACGAAAGUUUGGUCUAAAGAAGUGUUGCAAAAGAGACUUCCAAAGCAAAUCGUCCAAAAAGUUCCAAUUGAAUACUUGAGACACUUGCCAGAAGAAGUGUUGCAAGUUCGUCAGAGAAUUCUCUCCAAGGUUCCAGUUGCAAUUUACGAACAAAGCCCAUCUGCUGUCGUUGCAUUCAUUUGUAAAAAUUAUAAGAGAUUGUGCAAGAGAUUAUUGGAGACUGUGAAAGCAGACACUGGUAUGGAUAUCAAGUCUGAAGUUCAACAAGCUCAACAAAAAUUACAGGAACAACAACAUGCUCAACAACAGCAAUCCCAACAACAACAAGCAAACAAUACUGCUCAACAAGCUCCAGAAUCCGUGCCUCAACAACAAUCACCAGCAGUCGUUCCAACAAGGGAACCACAACAAGAGGUGACUGGAAAUGGUCAACGUCAUCACUCCAUCCGAACUCCAUAUGGUCGAAUUCAUUUAGAUAUCAAUGUAAAUGUGAAUAAGAAGCCACAGAAAUAA